Molecule: messenger RNA, 842 nt
Organism: Hyaloscypha bicolor E
Lineage: Eukaryota; Fungi; Ascomycota; Leotiomycetes; Helotiales; Hyaloscyphaceae
Exons: 4
Coding region: 118-792 (224 amino acids)
Source: RefSeq, a predicted model, not a curated record
UUAAGAGCAUCUGGGUAUGGUCCAAAAUCCAUAGUUCUAGAAAUACAAGCCAGAACUACACUUCUUCCUUCGACCAACUUUGCCUUUGAGAUCCUGCAAUUCAAAUCAAGGAUCAGUAUGAAGUUCAUACUCACCGGCUGCACAGGCUUCAUUGGGAGUGAGGUUCUCUCACAAUGUCUUCGAAACCCCACAAUCACAUCGGUCGUUGUACUGUCACGCCGCCAACUCCCUGAUUCUGUUAUCAAUGACCCGAAAUUGAAUGUCGUGAUCAUGGAAGACUUUAACUCAUAUCCAGUGCCUGUCUUGAAGGAAUUGGCGGGUGCUGAUGCGUGUAUUUGGUGCAUGGGAACUACUGUUGGAGAUAAAGUCCUAGAAGUGGAUUAUCCACUUGCUUUCGGGAAUGGAUUCUCUAAAACUCUUGAGAAGAAGUUUCGGUACAUUCAUCUUAGUGGAGCGACAACUGAGAGAAACCAGGAGAAACCAUUAUGGUUCAAGGGAGAGAUGAGGAAGACGAAGGGACGAGCGGAAGAGAAUAUGCUCGGCUUCGCCACCAAGGAAGAAACGAAAGGUCCUUGGGAGACCUUAAUCGUCAAGUCAGGUUUCGUGAUAUCGAAAGAUAUCAAGAGUCCACGGGAUUUCAUGGGAUGGAUGAUGGGAACUAAAUCUUGCUUACGAGUGGAUGAACUGGCAGCAACAAUGAUAGACGCUGCUCUGAGUGGAUGGAAGGAGAAUACACUCCAAGAUGUUCAGACAAUGGGUGCAAGGGGACGAGAAAUACUUUGCCGAUCAUAGCCCAUAAAUCUAUUUUCCGUUCAUGAGAAGCUAUACACUUGAACUCCAAG